Archocentrus centrarchus (flier cichlid) is the source of this 622-nucleotide messenger RNA. RefSeq names its product ribonuclease P/MRP 14 subunit (gene rpp14). Gene Ontology annotation, cellular component: multimeric ribonuclease P complex; nucleolus. Gene Ontology annotation, biological process: tRNA 5'-leader removal. The transcript has 6 exons. The record is from RefSeq and is a predicted model, not a curated record. NCBI's taxonomy places the organism in Eukaryota, Metazoa, Chordata, Actinopteri, Cichliformes, Cichlidae. Gene Ontology annotation, molecular function: ribonuclease P RNA binding. Bases 153 to 542 code for a protein of 129 amino acids.
GGCUGCGCAUGCGCCGCAGGCCGCUGGGUGAAAGAUCGCAGGUUCCGGAGCGGUUUGCGGCGUGCUGAGAGGUCCACGUUGCUGCAGUCGGCUUCUGAUCGACCUGCUGCUCUUCACCUGAGGGAGGCUGAACCACCUGCUGCUUAGAUAGGAUGAAACAGGUGGAGGAGAAGGAAGAAGCGUCUGUAUACCAACGGGUCGUGUUAAAAGACGCCUCGCCCUACCACUACCUGAAGGUCCGCCUCGUGCUGGAGGAUGAGUCGACCAGACUGAGCGCAGUUGAACUGAAGCACUUCAUCAUCACCGGCCUGAAGACUCUGUUUGGAGAGGUGGGAGCAGCGUUGAACUUCGAUGUGCUGAAGUACGAUGAGGACACCCUGACCGCUCUGCUCCGUGUUUACAGCAGAGGUUUGGUGACGCUGUGGAGCUCCCUGACCCUGCUUGGCUCCUAUCAGAACAAAGCCUGUGCCUUCAGAGUCCUGCAGGUGUCUCCGUUCCUGUUGGCGCUGACAGGAAACAGUCGGGAUCUGCAGCUUGACUGAGGCUGGAGGAGUGUCGUCGUCUCUGCGAUGAGUUUCCCGUGGAGGCGCAUCUUUAAUAAAUCGUGGCUGUCUUCCUUGGC